Molecule: messenger RNA, 786 nt
Organism: Drosophila eugracilis
Lineage: Eukaryota; Metazoa; Arthropoda; Insecta; Diptera; Drosophilidae
Gene: MrgBP
Product: MRG/MORF4L-binding protein
Exons: 2
Coding region: 91-699 (202 amino acids)
Biological process (GO): regulation of transcription by RNA polymerase II
Cellular component (GO): NuA4 histone acetyltransferase complex; nucleus
Source: RefSeq, a predicted model, not a curated record
GCGUGAUUUUGCCCGACUGUUAUCUCUAAUAUUGGCUGCAGAAAAAAAACAUUCAACUUAGCCCACGUUUAACUCCAUGUUCUCUGCAAAAUGAUGGCCAAGGACAAGGGGCUGGUUGUAGCCGGAACGGCAGCUCCUGUGCCGGCUACUGUUGACCACGAGUGGUCCGCAGAGGAGGAGCUGCAGUUGUUCCACGCGAUGGAAGGUCUGCGCCCAGUCGGAAUCAACAAGCACUUUUACAUGUCCUGCAUUGCACAGCGUCUAUCAAAGUCCCUGAACCGCGAGAUGCCCAGCGAAUUAAUUUGGAGACACCUGGGUACCAUGUACAAAUUAAAGGAACUGGACGAUCUCGAGUCGCUGCCCUUUCCCAAUGAGGAACGCGAGUUCAGUCUGCCGGAGCACGAUUACGGCACGCUACAGAGUAAGAAAACAGUGGAGGUAAAUGCCAGCGAGGAGACUGGAGAAACGCAUCCGGCAAGUAAUAUCCCAGUCACAGAGAGCAAUGGCAAAGCUCCACCAUCAACCAAAGCGCCGGUACCGGCGAAUCCCACAAAGGAUUCCGAAAAGAAAUCCGUCUCUAAGCCACAGGAGUUGCCCAAGCGUCCGGCAAAGCGCACCCGCGGAUCCAUGUCUAACGAAUCUAUCAGCCCCUCGACCACUCCACCGCCAGUGCAGAGCAACAAACGCCGACGCAUCUAGGUGCUGCUCACUCGAAAUGAACGAUUGUUAUGACCCGUUUAGUUUACUAGGUUUACUGUAAUAUAUUAAAAGGAUUUAUUCUUCGAA